Linum trigynum is the source of this 1005-nucleotide messenger RNA. Lineage: Eukaryota; Viridiplantae; Streptophyta; Magnoliopsida; Malpighiales; Linaceae. The record is from the annotation of a GenBank genome assembly.
ACCCGACCCGAGGUAUACCCGACCCAGGUGAAAGAUAUUUUACUUUCACCUCUCUUCUUCUUUUUUCUUCUUCAAUCGACCAGAUCUAUUUUCUAUUCUACCAUUUACUGCUCAGAAUGGCCUCCUCGACUACUGGCGCCAUGAAAGCACUCACCGUCGAUUACCCUUCCAUCAUUGCUCGCCCAGUCACCACCAUCCCAUACUUCAAGAAACCAAAUGGUAUCUCCCUCUUUUACACCCUCUUUUCGCGAUUCUCCGACACCUUCGUCUUUCUCGUCAUCGCGCUACUCUCCUACACCGGUUUCGUCACCGCCGCACUUCUCACUCAGAGCGCUCCUGCUCGAACUGACGGAGUCUUCCUCCUGGGGGUUUUCACCGGCGUAGGCUACCCAUUCCUCUUCCUCUACUUCAACAAGAUACACCAGUGGAGGAAGACCAACCUCGCCAAACGGCUCUUCUUCAACCCUCCUGGUGUUUUGUCCAAUUCCUUUGGGUCCUUAAUCUUUAUGAGCUUAAACUGUGUCAAAAUCUGGGCUGGUGUCUACAACUCUGCUUAUGCACUGAUUGCUUUGCUUGGUGUACUGGUGAUUGUUUCCAUGUACCUUGCUCUGAGACCCACUUAUGGCUACCGUAUCAUUGAUGGGUUAUUGGCUGCGGUUGCUCUCUACGGAUUUGUUGCGAGGAGGAAUGAUGAUGUCACCCAUGGAGAUGAUGGAUCCAUGGUUAACCCCUGUCUCAUUGCUUUUGCUUCGUGCCUGAUUACGAUGUUCUACUACUACUUCGAAGCGAAAGCCAAGGAGGCCGAAAACCCUAACGGAGUUGCCAAAUAGUCUUAUGGAUAGCCCAAGUUGUCAAAGAGAUGGCCGUGCAGAAGUUGAUGGCGUUUUCUUGUUAGUUUCUGCUCGUUGUAGUGUUGUUUUCUUUAGGGUUUCAGUUAGUUGCCAUUGCCGACUAUUGUAAUGAAUGAUGGUAAGCAAGCUUGUGAAAUAGAUCAACGUUUUUGUG